AGAUACAAGCAGUCGGGAUCGCACUUUGGUUGGUUGCGCAACUUAAUGACCGCUUAUUUGUUUUAAAUAUUCCUUAAGUUUUUCUAAAAACAAUGUUGAAAAUUUUGUGUUUAAUAGUCGCUUCUGCACUCCUUAUUGAAGCUACACCCAUCGAUUCGCAGUUAGGGGAAGCUGCGAAAAACGGAAACUGGGAUGCCUUUAACUCUUUUUUGCGUCAAUUUACACAAAAUUCUUGGGUGCCAGCUCUAGCCGCUAAUGUCGAAGAUCUGAAACCAAGCGAUGGUACACAUGUCUACGGUCACGCUGUUUCUUCUUACAAGGAGUGGCAAAAUGACAACGGAAAAGUUUCAGAAACUGGUCGAGGAGAAGAGAUCAUCAACAAUGACGGUCAAAUAUCAAAACAUGAGUUCAAACCCUAAGUACAGAUCCUAUACAAUUAUAGAUAUAUACCUAGAGGCCCCUUAAUCUGUGAAAACUUAAAUUGUGAUUGACUAUUGAAAAAUUAACUAAACGGUACAUGAUUUUAUAAGAACUAUUAUCACCGAUAUUAGUUAUGAAUCUUGUUAAUUUACAAAUUUCAAAAAAUUAAAUAUAGAAUAUUUUAGAAUUAGUUUUGUGAUCAUUUAAAACUUUAGGAGCAUAUCAAAUAAAAAUUGUUAAUUUAAA
Messenger RNA from Melitaea cinxia (Glanville fritillary), 666 nucleotides. RefSeq lists its product as uncharacterized. The record is from RefSeq and is a predicted model, not a curated record. The transcript is spliced from 4 exons. NCBI's taxonomy places the organism in Eukaryota, Metazoa, Arthropoda, Insecta, Lepidoptera, Nymphalidae. The coding region runs from base 93 to 419 and encodes 108 amino acids.